AUGCGACGAGAUACCACAAAGAAACUUCUUCUGAAAAACCUGACCCAAUUACAAGAACUCGCCCUUUCUGGGAUAAAUAUAUCUUCUGGUUUACUUGAUUCAAUUGGCUAUCUCAAGUCUUUGAAAUUCUUGGAUCUCACCUGGACGGGUUUAUCUGGAAAACUACCUGACUCAAUUGGUUAUCUCAAGUCUUUGAAUUACUUGUCUGUCGGAGGUUGCAAAUUACGAGGUUCCAUUCCUAAAUCUCUAGGGAACCUUACGCAGAUCUAUGUACUAGGUUUAGCAGAAAAUAGUUUUACCGGUGAAGUCCCAUCUACUCUCUCAAAUCUCAAGCAACUUAUUGCGUUAGAUCUUUCCGACAACAACUUCCAAGGUAGAAUUCCCGUUCUUGCUAAGCUCAUAAACCUGGAGGAAUUAGCUCUAGAGGAUAACAAUUUCAUUGGUGGAUUUCCGCUUUGGGUUGCAAACUUGAAGCCACUUGUUUCUUUAAGCAUGUAUAGUAAUCAGCUCGCAGGUCCCAUCCCCUUCAAUUUAAGUGGUCUUCAAAACCUAGAAUUUCUCUACAUAGAGAGUAACUCUUUCAGUGGGGUAAUACCUCCAUUGUUGUUUACUCUUCCGUCAUUGCUAUAUAUAAGCUUGAGUUUCAAUCAUUUAACUGGUCAAAUUCCUGAAUUCCAGCAUCAUUUACCAUUGUUCUCCAUUGACUUGAGUGACAAUAAACUUCGUGGCCCCAUUCCACAGUCAAUUUCAACUCUUGUAAAUCUGACCAGUCUCUCUCUUGCAUCAAAUGAUCUGAGCGGUGUUGUGGAUCUGCAAAUACUAAAAAAUAUUGAGGAACUUUCUCUUUCCAACACUAAUCUAUCGGUGGUCGCUAGAAGCAAUGUCAACAAUACCCUUCCCAACCUUAGGAUUUUCCGUAUGUCCUCUUGCAACAUCGAGGUGUUCCCUUAUUUCUUAAGAGCCUCAGAGAAUCUUGAAAAGCUAGAUCUUUCUCAAAACAAAAUUCAUGGACAGAUUCCAAAUUGGGUUGGGUUUAUCGGAAAGGCUUCAUUGGGGAAUUUGAAUCUUUCACACAACUUUCUAACAGACAUAAAGCAACUUCCUUGGGAGAAACUAGAUACUCUUGAUCUUCGUUCCAAUUUGCUUCAAGGACCACUUCCCAUUCCACCCCCGCUCAUACGAAACUUUUUCAUCUCAAACAACAGUCUUAGUGGAGAGAUUCCUUCAUUGAUUUGCAAUGCGAGUUCUAUUGAGAUUCUUGAUUUGUCUCACAACAAAUUGGGCGGUGUGGUUCCACAAUGUUUGGAAAAUUUUAGUAGUGUUCUCUCGGUUUUGAAUCUGCGCUCCAAUGGAUUUACGGGAACCAUUCCCUUGGCAUUUGCAAAGCCCAACCUAUUACGAAGUCUCGAUUUGAGUGGAAAUCAAUUUGAAGGACCACUGCCAAGAUCUUUGGCAAAUUGUACAAGCUUGGAAGUUCUAAACGUCGGAAACAACAAGAUUGAUGACACAUUUCCAAAUUGGUUGGAGACUCUCCCUGAGUUACAGGUUCUUGUUGCACGAUCCAACCGAUUUCAUGGUCCCAUAAAUAGUUCGCAGAGUAAAUUUUCUUUUCCUAAGCUUCGAGUCGUUGACCUAUCCUACAAUGAGUUCACUGGCCAUUUGCCAGGGAGAUACUUCGAAUAUUUUCAAGCAAUGAAGAACAAUACCAAGCCUUACAGACAAUACAUGAGUGAUUUUGGGAGUAGCUAUCAUGAUUCUAUCGUAUUGACAAUAAAGGGGCAUGAAAUGGAACUGGUGAGAAUUUUGACUAUCUUCACAACAAUCGACUUUUCAUCCAACAAUUUCAGUGGAGAGAUUCCAAAUGUCGUUGGAAAGCUCAAUUCCCUCAUAUUGCUUAAUUUUUCUCAUAAUAGUCUUACUAGUUAUAUUCCAACAUCUUUGGGGAACUUGACCAACCUUGAAUCAUUAGACAUGUCUUUUAACCAACUCACGGGGAAAAUUCCAAGCCGAUUAACAAGUUUGACGUUUCUUGCGAUCUUGAACCUUUCGUGGAACCAUCUCCAUGGGCCCAUACCCAAGGGUAAACAAUUUGCUACAUUUGAGAAUGGUUCAUAUGCCGGGAACUCAGGAUUAUGUGGGUUUCCAUUGUCGAAGGAAUGUGAAGAUAAUCGAACAAAAGUACAGAUGCCGGUGUUACAACAUGAGGAAGAUGAUUCCGAUUUUGAUGGAUUUUUUUGGAAAGUUGUGGUGAUAGGGUACGGGUGUGGAAUGACACUGGAACUCUUUCUAGGAUCUCUCAUGUUCUUAAUUGGUAGACCUAGAUUCUUUGUCAAACUUGCUGAAAGAAAAUUGCCUAAGAAGGUGAUACGAUUGAGGAGAAGGGUUGCGGACACAGUGGCUAGAAGAAACUAG
This is a messenger RNA of Rhododendron vialii, 2412 nucleotides long. Its product is annotated as receptor-like protein 34. Lineage: Eukaryota; Viridiplantae; Streptophyta; Magnoliopsida; Ericales; Ericaceae. Gene Ontology annotation, molecular function: protein binding. The transcript is spliced from 2 exons. The coding region runs from base 1 to 2412 and encodes 803 amino acids. The record is from RefSeq and is a predicted model, not a curated record.